GGGAAAGAGACAGAGGGCGAGCGCCUCCCUCAGCCAUCUCCAAGGCGACGGGCCUCGCAACAAGAUGGCGGAGGAGAAAGACAACGCAGAAGCCGUGGUAGGAGAGAUCCAGAAGAAGAUCAAAGAUGCUUUUGAGGUUUUCGACCUCGAAACUAAUAACACUGUGGAUGUCAGGGAGAUUGGUACAAUUAUCCGGUCACUGGGGUGUUGCCCAAGUGAAGGAGAGCUGCAUGACCUAAUUGCCGAGGUAGAAGAAGACGAGCCAACUGGAUAUAUCCACUGGGAAAAAUUUCUUCCGAUGAUGACCAAAGUAUUGAUGGAAAAAAGAUAUAGGCCAAUUCCAGAAGACAUCCUUCUUCGUGCAUUUGAGGUCUUAGACCCGAGUAAACGAGGGCAUCUGACUAAAGAAGAGCUUGUCAAGUUCAUGACUGAAGAAGGCGAGCCUUUCACACAAGAGGAAAUGGAGGAGAUGCUGUCUGCUGCCGUGGACCCAGAUUCAAACAUCAUUAAUUACAAAGACUAUCUAGCGAUGAUGGUGGUAGAGGACAAUUAAAGCAUCACAAAAUAGAUUGGGCCACCUCUAAUGAAAACGGAAUCUUUUUUUAAAUUUUAACUUGCGGAUUUUUUACUUGAAUUUCUUUUUCUGGUUAGUGGGUAGCUACUCUCCAUAAAACUCGUAGAAGAUGUCAGCUAGGAUAAUCAAGAUGAUUCUAGCAAAUAAAGACAUGAGGCAA
Molecule: messenger RNA, 734 nt
Organism: Tachyglossus aculeatus (Australian echidna)
Lineage: Eukaryota; Metazoa; Chordata; Mammalia; Monotremata; Tachyglossidae
Gene: EFCAB2
Product: EF-hand calcium binding domain 2
Exons: 7
Coding region: 65-553 (162 amino acids)
Molecular function (GO): calcium ion binding
Source: RefSeq, a predicted model, not a curated record